This is a messenger RNA of Paramormyrops kingsleyae, 2608 nucleotides long. RefSeq names its product kelch repeat and BTB (POZ) domain containing 12 (gene kbtbd12). The record is from RefSeq and is a predicted model, not a curated record. Gene Ontology annotation, molecular function: protein binding. NCBI's taxonomy places the organism in Eukaryota, Metazoa, Chordata, Actinopteri, Osteoglossiformes, Mormyridae.
UGCACAUUGCAGUCUAUUUAAAGCUCUGCUGCAACUAAGAGCUGGCUAAUGUCUGUAAACAGUCUGCGAUGCGUCAGGAAAGUUUUAAGCCCUGUUCUCCGUUGCUCCAUUGCCGUACGUAAAGAAAUGCGAUGCCACCUUCGUCCAACAAAGACUGAUUGACCACGAAAACAAAGGAAAGGCUGGUCUCAAUAUACGAAAUUCUGUAUUGCUUGGUCUAAACAACUUGCAAGACUGUAUCUUUUUGCUGUCGUGAGCCAUGGAUCCCAAAAACAAGCACGGCCUUGCGCUUCUGGAGCAGCUGUGGACGAUGCGUGAGACGGGUGAGCUGACCGAUGUGGUCCUGGUGGCCGAGGAUGUCUACUUCCCUUGCCACCGCGUGGUCCUGUGUGCCUUCAGCCCCUACUUCCGGGUCAUGUUCACCUGCGGCCUGAGCGAGUGCGGCCAGCGAGAGGUGGUGCUGCGGGACACGCCUGCUGAGAGCCUGGGCCUCCUGCUCGACUACAUGUAUCUGGCAGAGCUGCCCCUCACCAACACCAACGUGCAGGGCGUCUCCACUGUCGCCUUCCUGCUGCAGAUGGAUGAUGUGUUCAAGCAGUGCCAGCAGCAUAUGAUCGACCACAUGGACGCCUCCAACUGCCUGGGUGUAUAUUACUACGCGCGGGAGCUGGGCGCUGAGGAGCUGGCUGAUCUGGCGCAGCGGUAUCUGCGGCAACAUUUUGCCGAGGUUUGCCUGCAAGAGGAGGUGCUGGAGCUGGAGGUGCACCAGCUGCUGCCACUGGUCGGCUCAGACGACCUCAACGUCACACGCGAGGAGAGCAUCCUGGACAUGGUGCUGCGUUGGGUGGACCACCGGCGGGCCGAGAGGGCUACACACCUCGCUGAGCUUCUGCGCCGCGUACGGCUCCCUCUAGUGGCACCCGACUUCCUGCGAGAGGCAAUGCGGAGGAGCACGGUGCUGCUGGGGGACGCUGAGUGCCUGGAGAUGGUGGAGCAGGCCCUGGAGGCGGCCCAGCAGCAUCCUGCUGCGGCACCGCGGCGCCUGAAGCUGCGAUACGGCAUGGAGACCACUGACGUGCUGCUCUGUAUUGGAAACGACGGCCUGGGCAUCAGGUCACGGCAGGGCAGCUACUGCGACUAUAGCUUCUGCUACGCCCCCACCACUGGGCGCACCCUCUUCAUCACCUCACCCCGCUAUGGCGAAGUGCUGGGCUGUGUGUGCGCCGGCGUGGUGACUGAGGACAACCAGAUCGUGGUGGCUGGGGAGGCAGGGGCCCGCAGAAUGGCCCGGCAGAAGAACAGAACUGUGGAUAUCUGCAGGUACAAGGCAUCAGCACAGGGCACCUGGGAGAAGCUCUGCUCAGUGGAGUAUCGGGAUAUGUACGCUCUUGGCACUUUGGGCGACACUCUCUACCUGUUGGGGGGCCAGAUGAAGCUGAAGAACCAGUACCUCAUAACCAAUAGCGUGGAGCGCUGGUCCCUGAAAGGCGGGCCCUGGAGAAACUCCGCCCCACUGCCAAUGCCAUUGGCUUGUCACUGUGCUGUCAGCUUGAAGGGCUGUCUUUAUGUGCUGGGAGGCAGGACACCACAGUGUGACAGGCCAGAUGACGAGCCCGACCGCCUGAGCAAUCGCAUGUUCCAGUAUGACCCCGAGGCAAACAAGUGGGAGGAGCGUAGGUCCAUGAAGUUCUCCAAGUACCGCUGCAGCGUGGUGGUGCUGAACGGGGAGGUCUACGUGCUGGGGGGCAUUGGCUGUGAAGGAGCUGACCGUGGACAAUCACGCCGCUGCCUUGAUGUCGUGGAGAUUUACAACCCUGAUGGGGACUUCUGGAGAGAGGGACCCCGGCUGCCCUAUCCGCUCCUCUCCCUGCGCAGUGGGGCAUCCAAUGCAGGGGCUGCAGGAGGCAAACUCUACGUGUGUGGCUUUUACAGGGGGGCUGAUCGGCAUGACGCCAUCAUCAAGGACAUCAUAGAACUCGAUCCAUGGGAGAAAGUGUGGACUAUGGUGGCACGGCGUGUCCUGAUGCACGACAACUAUGACGUAUGCCUGGUGGCCAACCUCAACCCUCGCAAUCUUGUGGCCCCACCCUCAGAUGCUUCAGAUGAGUGAUGCACCUAGGAGUCUGGACUAGCAUAAUGGCGCCCUUGUUAUACCAAAGCUGGCACUGUGUACAACAUCCAUCUGGACAAUCGACAUUGCUUUGGCUGUGUACACUCAUUAGCUUGACGCAUCCAUCCGUUCAUCAUUCAUCAGAGCAUGGAAGCAGCAAGACUACAUGGCAUGCGAUGAGUACUUUUACCAGAUUUAGAGGUUUGUUACGUAACUAACACUCAUUACUCAGUGCUACACCAUGUAGUUAAUGGUAGUUUAGUGGUAAACGUCAUAUAAUUUUUUAUGGGGGCCCAUUCACUGGAUUCCUCAUUGUGAAAGCAACAUAAGGAUUUCUGGUUGCAGUGAAUCCCAUACUGCACCCUCAAGAUUCCUUUGCAAAGACCUUUCCUGGUGGAACUGUUUAUACAUGUACAUUGACUGGGCUGCCCCAUUUUGGCAGUUUAAAAUGUACCGUUGACUGAUGGGACAAUUAAAUAUUAUGCUGUUUUGUGUAAA